UCCUUCUUCCUUUGUGACUCAGUAAUGUCUGGGAAAUCUGCCCUAUGGAUCCCGGGAGGCCUGCAGACUGCAGCUGUGCUGGUGAUGCUGUUGGUGCUGAGCAACCAAGGGGCCAAGGGCAGGCACUCUCCAGAGAAUGCAGUGUACCAGUUUAAGGGCCUGUGCUACUUCACCAACGGGACGCAGCGGGUGCGGCUUGUGACCAGAUACAUCCUCAACCGCGAGGAGGUACUGCGCUUCGACAGCGACGUGGGGGAGUACCGCGCGGUCACCGAGUGGGGGCGGCGGAUCGCCGAGUACUGGAACCGACAGAAGGACAUCCUGGAGCGUGCGCGGGCCGAGGCGGACACGGUGUGCAGACACAACUACCCGAUGGACGCUGCGUUGAUCUCCGAGCGGCGAGUGGCACCGAAAGUGACUAUCUCCCCAUCCAAGGCAGAGGCUCUAAACCACCACAACAUGCUGGUCUGCUCGGUGACAGAUUUUUACCCAGGUCAAGUUAAAGUUCGGUGGUUCCGGAAUGACCAGGAAGAGACAGCUGGUGUCGUGUCCACCCCCCUCAUUAGGAAUGGGGAUUGGACCUUCCAGAUGCUUGUGAUGCUGGAAAUGACUCCCCAGCGUGGAGAUGUCUACACCUGCCAUGUGGAGCACCCCAGCCUCAAGAGCCCCAUCACCGUGGAGUGGAGGGCACAGUCUGAAUCUGCCCAGAGCAAGAUGCUGAGUGGUAUUGGGGGCUUCGUGCUGGGGCUGAUCUUUCUUGGACUGGGCCUCUUCAUCCGUCGCAGGAGCCAGAAGGGAACUUGUGGCCCUCCACCAGCAGGGCUCCUGCGCUGACACCUGUGGAUACUGUGGGAUUAAUCUUUGCUCUUCUGUAAUGCCUUCCUGCCCUUGCCCAGAACUCCCAGCAUCCUGUCAGCCUGUCUGGAGUAACUCUGACACAGUGGCCAGGUCACCUGCUGUGACUCCUUACCCCGAGGAUCUGUCUGCGAAGAUGCUUCCUACUCUGACCUAUAACCUGUCUGCUCUCCCAGCAAAGUACUCAGGCACCGAGGGGUUUCCUGUUUCCAUUCUUCCUCUGCAGUUUGUUCAAGAAAAGUAAUUGAAGCCAUGUACCUAGUACACAAUAGGACUUUUUCAUAAUUAAACAUGAUUAUGAGUUA
Messenger RNA from Condylura cristata (star-nosed mole), 1160 nucleotides. RefSeq names its product HLA class II histocompatibility antigen, DQ beta 1 chain-like. Bases 25 to 834 code for a protein of 269 amino acids. Gene Ontology annotation, molecular function: MHC class II protein complex binding. The transcript has 6 exons. Gene Ontology annotation, biological process: immune response; positive regulation of T cell activation; peptide antigen assembly with MHC class II protein complex. The record is from RefSeq and is a predicted model, not a curated record. Gene Ontology annotation, cellular component: MHC class II protein complex; membrane. Lineage: Eukaryota; Metazoa; Chordata; Mammalia; Eulipotyphla; Talpidae.